Molecule: messenger RNA, 2933 nt
Organism: Danaus plexippus (monarch butterfly)
Lineage: Eukaryota; Metazoa; Arthropoda; Insecta; Lepidoptera; Nymphalidae
Product: neuroguidin
Exons: 2
Coding region: 231-1121 (296 amino acids)
Biological process (GO): maturation of SSU-rRNA from tricistronic rRNA transcript (SSU-rRNA, 5.8S rRNA, LSU-rRNA)
Cellular component (GO): nucleolus; small-subunit processome
Source: RefSeq, a predicted model, not a curated record
UAGAAGUAAAAACGUGCAGCAAUGAAAAACUUAAAGCAGAAAAGCAACAUUGGAACGCGUCUUUGACCUCAGUAUAGUUUUGUUUUAUUUUUUAGAGUUAUAGUAUUACAAAAAAAAAUUAUCCUACCAUGUGCAGUGUAUGCAUUAGUUUGAAAUGUUAAUUAUCAUCUAAGAAAUCAUUUUUACACAUUUUAAUUGACAAAAACAGCUCGAAAACAAACUUUGGCAUCAUGGUACAGGCUAUGGACGAAAUGGAGCAACCAGAUUUGCCUCAAGCCUUAAAUUUACUUAAAGAAAUGAAUAUGAAUGUUCAACAAGUUUCACAGUUAGUUGAUAAUAUGUUAAUCAGGGUAAAAAGUGGCGAGAUUACAACCGAUAAAGGACUCAGCUUCUUAGAAAUGAAGUAUCAGAUGCUUUUGAGUUAUUUAAUAAAUCUGACGUAUAUUGUUUUAAGAAAAUGUUCUGGUGAAAAAAUUGAAUCUGACCCCUCUAUUGACCGACUUGUUGAAAUUCGUACUGUUCUAGAGAAAAUACGUCCAAUAGAUUCUAAAUUAAAAUAUCAGAUUGAUAAACUAGUUAAAACUUCUGUAGUGGGUCAAACGUCCGAGGAUGAUCCUCAGGCAUAUCGUGCAAAUCCUGACAAUUUAGUGAGUAAGUUGGACGAAGGUGAUGUAGACUCGAACGAAGAUUCUGAUGACGGCAGAAAGGAUAAAAGUAAUAAAUCUAACAUAUAUGUACCUCCAAAACUGGCAGCUGUUCAUUACACUGAUAGCCUAUCGAAAGCAAACAUUGAUAAGAAGACUAAGGAACAAGCCAAAAAGCAGUUACUCAAUUCUAGUGUUAUGAGAGAAUUACGCGAUGAAUACUCUGAGGCACCAACAGAAAUGAGCACAGGUAAUCACGUUAAACACUCAAUAUCAAAAUAUGAACAGGAGAAGACUGAGUAUGAAGAAAGCUACCUCACACGUCUUCCAGUUACAAAAGCCGAGAAAAACAGAAGAAAAAAAUUAACAACAGUCGGCACAAUAGCCGAUGAAAUAAUCGGAAGCCGUAGCACAGCCAAGAAGCACAAACUAAAAACAAAAAAAGGUAAAGGCUUCAAGAGAAGGCGCACUCAUUAAUUUUAUUGCCAAUAAUUUGAUUAUUCAUAGUUAUUAUUUUAUUUACUAUAAUUAUAAGCCAUUUUCAGUAGUCACAUUUAAUUUGAAAACAUUUUAAGUUUGAAGUUAAAUAUUUCAUUGGACUUUAUAUAAAAAACUUAUCAAAACAACUUUUGAUCCUGAAAAAAACUAAAUAUGUCUUAAAUAAUGUUUUAUUUAUACAUUUCUAAAUAUAUAUAUUAUAAAUAGUUAGUAAUGAUCAGUUAAUUGAAUAACUUUUGAAAGAACUCCGCAAACAAAUUAAUAUUAUCACAGGAAUAUCGUUAAGAAUGUUUUUGUCUGCGGUUAUAAAAUAAACAUCUGAUUACAAAAUAUGUAUAUGUUUUAAUAUAACAUUUUUAUGGAAUAUAAAUUGAAAUAUGUAUUUAAAUGUGACUAAUAACCUAAGGAAUAUGUAAAUUGCCAAUAAAAAUAUUCAUAGUGAUUUUAUGGAAAGCUUGUUAUCAGAAAAACACUGUCCCUUUCAGUAUAAGUAUACUCUCAUCACAAGAAUAAUAUCCGUCAAUGACUUAUCAUUGUAACUUUCUAAAAAUAAAUGUUAUGAUAUAUAUUUGGUGAUGAAACACCUCCUAUAGAAUAAUUUAAGCACUAUGUGUUUCAGAACUUGUUUAAUGUUAGCAUACAGGGUACUCUAUUUGUCUAUGCACACGCUCUAGGAAUAAAUGACAUUUCAAGAACUAAUUUAUAACAAUUUCUGUGUCAGUUGUUGCUAUGUGAAAUGUUUAGUAACAUUAUGGUAAGCACUUAUGAUAUAAACAGCAUUCAUUAUUAUUUGCUUAUAUUCAUGUUAGAACUAUUGCUCGUUCACAUCCAAGGAGGUGCUAUAUAUACUUCAUGGUAUUACAGAAAUUUCUAUAAAUAAUUUACUGGCCACUAAAUUGUAUUUUGGUGUAUCAUAUUAAAUAUAAAGAUUUUUUUUUUAAGAAUGUUUCUCUUAAUGAAACUCAAGCUGUAGUCCGAGUACAUACCAUUCUUGAAUUUUGCCUUAUUAUGUAUGAUUAUGUAAGGUAUUACUAAAUGUACGAUUUAGUAAUAAUAUUAAAAUUAGUACAUAAAAGUAAUUGUCUCGGUAGUUAGCUAUCUAUGCUGCAACAUACAUUUUUUUGUAAUGUAGCAGAUUCUGCUUUUACAUUAUUAAGAAAAUGAUAACUGUCAAACUGGGGUAGGAAAAAAUGAAAUUUAUAAAACAAAUUGAAUAUUAUUUUUGCAACAUUUUACAUAAAUAUUUAAAGUUGGCAAUUUGUAAAUAUUAAGUAUAUAAACAUUAAGUUUUUUUUUUUUAAUUUAAUAACUACAAAUAAUAUUUUUCUUUGCAUGAAAUAAACUAACUCGACUUGUUAAAAUUAUGGCAGCAUAUCUUCUAUGAGAUUUUUAAUAUAAAUGAUAUAUAAGUAAUAACCAAGAAAGUACAAUGUUGCAUUGUUGCAUUUUAUUAAGGAUAACUUUAAUAAUAUGUUGAACCACGAAAUUGUGUCCCAAUAUUUACGGUAGUUUAUAAUUUUCUAUUUCUUUUUUUUUUUGUUUUUAAAUAUAAAAUUUAUCAACGAUUCAUUGUGAAAUUUGUUUAGUUCUUUGGUUUGUAUGAACAGCGGCGAUUUAGGAGAAAAUUAAUGUUGUUUUUUUUUUUACUCUUGAUUUUGAAUUUGAUAUUAAGGAUUUUGAGUAAUUUAUUAAUGUUGUCAUUAAAGUGUAAGCUUAUUAUGUUUUAAUUCUUUUGUGGUUUUAUUUCUUUUGUAUUUUUUAUUUAAUAAAUAAUAAAUUGUAUUAAAAUAA